Molecule: messenger RNA, 2999 nt
Organism: Callithrix jacchus (white-tufted-ear marmoset)
Lineage: Eukaryota; Metazoa; Chordata; Mammalia; Primates; Cebidae
Source: RefSeq, a predicted model, not a curated record
AGGGGUGAGGUGGCUCACGCCUGUCAUCCCAGCACUUUGGGAGGCCAAGGCGGGAGGAUCACUUGAGCCCAGGAGUUCAUGACUAGCCUGGGCAACAGUGUGAGACCCCAUCGCUACAAAAAUUUAAAAAUUAGCUGUGUGUGGUGUUGCACACCUAUGUUCCCAAGGCUGCGGUGAGAGGAUUGCUUGAGCCCGGGAGGUUGAGGCUGCAGUGAGCUGUGAUGGGGCCACUGUAGUCCAGCCUGGGCAACAGAGCAAGAUCCCAUCUCUUUUUUUUCCUUUUUAAUUUUUUUAUUAUACUUUAAGUUUUGGGGUACGUGUGUACAACAUACAGGUCUGUUACAUAGGUGCACAUGUGCCACGGUGGUUGGCUGCAUCCAUCACCCCGUCAUCUAUAUUAGGGAUUUCUCCUAAGGAUCGCCCUCCCCUUGCCUCCCACCCCCCGUCAGGCCCCAGUGUGUGAUGCUCCCCUCCCUGUUUCCAUGUGUUCUCACUGUUCAACUCCCACUUAUGAGUGAGAACAUCUGGAGUUUGGUUUUCUGUUCCUGUGUCAGUUUGCUGAGAGUGAUGGUUUCCGUCUUCAUCUACGUCCCUGCAAAGGUCGUGAACGCAUCCUUUUUUAUGGCUGCAUAGUAUUCCACGGUGUCUAUGUGCCACGUUUUCUUUAUCCAGUCUGUCAUUGACGGGCAUUGGGGUUGGUCCCAAGCCUUUGCUAUUGUGAACAGUGCUGCAGGUACACAGUGGUUGAACUAAAGUGCACUCCCGCCAACGGUGUAAAAGCGUUCCUGUUUCUCCACAUCCUCUCCAGCACCUGUUGUCUAACCCCCAUCUCUUAAAGUUUGAGAGGAAUAACGAGAAUGGCGGCAAGGCCGUGGGUUCAGCUUUACCCCCAGUGGGCUGUGCGUCUUGGGGAAGUCACUGCCUCUCUCUGGGCCGUGAUCUAAGUGCAGGGGAGGGAUAAUCCGCCACUUGGAAGGGUGUUGGAAGGAUAGGGAGACUCAGCGGGGCGGGGGGGCGGGGCUGCGUAAACUGGACAGCUGGACUCUGGCGCCAUGGACACAAAUGCCUCAUUCUUUCUCCCUCUCUCUUUCAUUCCCAAUCUGCCAGUGGAGAGAGCCCCGAGCAGGAGUGCGUCUCCCUCGCCCCCCGAGAGUCUGGUGGAGGAGGAGCGACCGAGCGGCCCCGGUGGUGGUGGUGGGAAGCAGAGAGCCGAUGAAAAGGAGCUGCCGGGACGUUAUGAAAGCGACGAAGAUAAGAGUGACUACAACCUGGUCGUGGAUGAGGACCAACCCUCAGAGCCCCCCAGCCCAGCUACCACCCCCUGUGGAAAGGCACCCAUCUGUGUUCCUGCCCAUCGGGACCUGGUGGAUAGUCCAGCCUCCUUGGCCUCAAGCCUCGGCUCACCACUCCCCAGAGCCAAGGAGCUCAUCCUGAAUGACCUUCCCGCCAGCACUCCUGCCUCCAAGUCCUGUGACUCCUCCCCACCCCAGGACGCGUCCACCCCCGGGCCCAGCUCGGCCAGUCACCUGUGCCAGCUCGCUGCCAAGCCAGCGCCUUCCACAGACAGCAUCGCCCUGAGGAGCCCCCUGACUCUGUCCAGUCCCUUCACCACGUCGUUCAGCCUGGGCUCACACAGCACCCUCAACGGAGACCUCUCGGUGCCCAGCUCCUACGUCAGCCUCCACCUGUCCCCGCAGGUCAGCAGCUCUGUGGUGUACGGACGCUCCCCCAUGAUGGCAUUUGAGUCUCACCCACAUCUCCGAGGGUCAUCCGUCUCUUCCUCGCUACCCAGCAUCCCCGGGGGAAAGCCGGCCUACUCCUUCCACGUGUCUGCAGACGGGCAGAUGCAGCCGGUGCCUUUCCCCUCGGACGCACUGGUGGGCGCCGGCAUCCCUCGGCACGCCCGGCAGCUGCACACACUGGCGCACGGUGAGGUGGUCUGCGCGGUCACCAUCAGCGGCUCCACGCAGCACGUAUACACGGGUGGCAAGGGCUGCGUGAAGGUGUGGGACGUGGGCCAGCCUGGGGCCAAGACACCCGUGGCCCAGCUCGACUGCCUGAACCGAGACAACUACAUUCGCUCCUGCAAGUUGCUGCCAGAUGGCCGGAGUCUGAUCGUGGGCGGUGAGGCCAGCACCUUGUCCAUUUGGGACCUGGCAGCGCCCACUCCCCGUAUCAAGGCCGAGCUGACCUCCUCGGCCCCAGCCUGCUACGCCCUGGCCGUCAGCCCCGACGCCAAGGUUUGCUUCUCCUGCUGCAGCGAUGGCAACAUUGUGGUCUGGGACCUGCAGAACCAGACGAUGGUCAGGCAGUUCCAGGGCCACACGGACGGCGCCAGCUGUAUUGACAUUUCUGAUUAUGGCACUCGGCUCUGGACAGGGGGCCUGGACAACACGGUGCGCUGCUGGGACCUGCGGGAGGGCCGCCAGCUGCAGCAGCACGACUUCAGCUCCCAGAUUUUCUCCCUGGGCCACUGCCCUAACCAGGACUGGCUGGCCGUCGGAAUGGAGAGUAGCAACGUGGAGAUCCUGCAUGUCCGCAAGCCGGAGAAGUACCAGCUGCACCUCCACGAGAGCUGCGUCCUGUCCCUCAAGUUCGCCUCCUGUGGACGGUGGUUUGUGAGCACAGGGAAGGACAACUUGCUCAACGCCUGGAGGACGCCGUACGGGGCCAGCAUUUUCCAGUCUAAGGAAUCGUCCUCUGUCCUGAGCUGUGACAUAUCCAGGAAUAACAAAUACAUCGUGACGGGCUCGGGGGACAAGAAGGCCACCGUGUACGAGGUGGUCUACUGAGACCCUCCCCCCCCCCACGCUCCUGCACCCGAAGUCCAGGCUCCAAGGGGAAGCAGCUCCAGGACAGGCACCCAGCAGGCGUCCGCCCGCCCUGCCUGUGAGCCCGCAGCACCGUCUGCUCUCUGGCCAGCGGGUUCACCCCUGCUGCAUGUGGGGGGCCGCUGGGCAGGGGCCUUGGUGGAAAUAAAUGUAUUUAUGGCAUCCGCA